Molecule: messenger RNA, 4380 nt
Organism: Lactuca saligna
Lineage: Eukaryota; Viridiplantae; Streptophyta; Magnoliopsida; Asterales; Asteraceae
Source: the annotation of a GenBank genome assembly
AUGACAAGCACAAGGUAUCAGCCACUAGAAUUCUACCCAUCUUGCCAAAUAAAACACCGGACCUUCAAAGGUUAUCCAUUUCCUAUCCACCAUGACACCUUGGAUUGCCACUUGCCCACACUUUUUCUUCAAGAUGACAUGAUAUUUCAUUGGGUACCCAGGGUAACCUUAUCCUUUUGGGGUAAGUCCAUUCGCUCGAAAUGGUUGGCACUUCUAUUGGGUCCACCAUCUUCUGGUAAGACAACCCUUCUGUUGGCUCUGGCAGGAAGGCUGGAUCACAGCUUAAAAGUUGAUGGAGAGAUAACAUACAAUGGACAUAAGCUCAAUGAAUUUGAACCACGAAGGACAGCAGGAUACAUUAGCCAAAACGAUAUUCAUGCUGGAGAAAUGACUGUGAAAGAAACAUUAGAUUUCUCAGCAAGAUGCCAGGGAAUUGGAUCUCGUUUAGAAAUGCUAACGGAGCUUACAAGAAGAGAAAAGGAAAACGGGGUCAACCCAGAACCUGAAGUCGACUUUUUUAUGAAGGCCACUGCCAUUGAAGGAGAUGAAAGCAGUUUGAUUACGUACUACACUCUAAGAAUAUUGGGCCUAGAUGUCUGUCGUGACACUUUUGUUGGAGAUCAAAUGAGACGAGGUAUCUCUGGAGGACAAAAGAAGCGUGUAACCACAGGUGAGAUGCUUGUGGGACCCGCAAAAACUUUGUUUAUGGAUGAGAUCUCAACAGGUCUAGACAGUUCAACUACGUUUCAAAUAGUCAAGUGCUUACAGCAAGUUGUACACCUCACCGAUUCAACAAUCUUUAUGUCCUUACUUCAACCUGCUCCUGAGACGUUUGAUCUAUUCGAUGAUAUUAUCCUACUAUCUGAGGGCCAAAUCGUGUAUCAAGGACCACGUGAAUAUGUUGUUGAGUUCUUUGAGAGUUGUGGAUUCAUGUGUCCUGAAAGAAAGGGUACAGCUGAUUUCUUGCAAGAGGUGACCUCUAAAAAGGAUCAAGAACAAUAUUGGGCAGAUAAAAGCAUGCCAUAUCGAUAUAUACCAGUCACUGAGUUUUCCGAGCGAUUCAAUCAUUUCCAUGUGGGGGAAAAUUUGAAAAAGGAGUUGUCAGUUCCAUACGAUAAAAACAAAAGCCAUAAAGCAGCUUUAGUUUUUGAAAAAUACUUGGUCCCUAAAAUGGAGCUCCUUAAGGCCUCAUUGGAUAAAGAGUGGCUACUAAUGAAGAGAAACGCGUUUAUUUACGUUUUCAAGUCUAUACAAAUCGUGUUUAUAGCAUUUAUUUGCACAACCUUGUAUUUUAGGACAACCAUGCACCACAGGAAUGAACAAGAUGGUGUUAUUUAUGUAGGGGCACUUUUAAACAGUUUGCUCAUAAACAUGUUUAAUGGGCUUGCUGAUCUUUCAUUAAUCAUAUUGAGGCUUCCGGUUGUUUACAAACAAAGGGACCUCAUGUUUCACCCUUCAUGGGCUUUCACUCUUCCAGCUUUCUUGCUACGUAUUCCUAUAUCUAUGCUAGAGAGUAUUAUGUGGUGUGGGAUAUAUUACUUUGGCGUUGAUCUUGCCCCUGAUGCUUCCAGGUUCUUCAAGCAUUUUCUUUUGGUUUUCUUGAUCCAAAAUGUGGCAGCAGGACUAUUUAGGUUAAUUGCUGGGGUGUGUAAAACAAUGAACAUUGCAAACACGGGUGGAUCUAUCGUACUUCUUCUUAUAUUUUUGUUGGGUGGUUUUAUACUUCCUAAAACCCGUAUUCCAAACUGGUGGGAGUGGGCGUAUUGGAUUUCACCUCUGUCUUAUGGCUUGAAAGCGUUUGCAAUAAACGAGUUUCUUGAUCCUAGAUGGACAAACAAAAGGAGCACAGACAAUACAACCAAUAUGGGGUAUGCAGUGUUAAACAACCUAGACGUCCCAACUAAAGAGAGCUCAUAUUGGAUCUGUGCUGCUGCUCUUCUUGCUUUUGCAUUUCUCUUUAAUAUCCUCUUUACAAUAGCUCUCAUGUAUUUAGAAGCCCCUGGAAAACCACAAGCAAUUAUCUCCAAGGAAGAAGCUGCAGCCAUGGAAGGUCAAGAUACCAACCAACAACCAACACCACAUCCUGUUGAUGGAAAUAAACGCACUUCCAAUGCUAGUAGUGUUGCUAAGAAAGGAAUGAUUCUUCAAUUUACUCCAUAUUCCAUGUCAUUCGACAACGUGAGCUAUUAUGUUGAUAUGCCUCGUGAAAUGAGAGAGCAAGGAGUGACAGAAAAUAGGUUGCAGUUACUUACUGAUGUAACAGGUGCUUUUAGGCCUGGAGUCCUAACUGCUUUAAUGGGAGUAAGUGGGGCAGGUAAAACGACAUUGAUGGAUGUUUUAGCAGGAAGAAAGACCACUGGUUAUAUCGAAGGGGACAUAAGAAUAUCAGGAUUCCCAAAAGUACAAGAAACAUUUGCAAGAAUCUCUGGAUAUUGUGAGCAAACGGAUAUCCAUUCUCCCACAAUCACUGUUCAUGAAUCUUUAAUCUACUCUGCUUUCCUCCGUCUCCCAAAACAAGUCAGCAAGGAAGACAAAAUGGUUUUUGUGAGUGAAGUAAUGGAGCUAGUCGAACUGGAUAACAUCAAGGAUGCAAUAGUGGGACUUCCAGGAGUCAGUGGUUUGUCAACUGAACAAAGAAAGAGGCUUACAAUUGCAGUAGAGCUUGUUUCAAAUCCUUCAAUUAUUUUCAUGGAUGAACCGACUUCUGGACUUGAUGCAAGAGCAGCUGCCAUUGUUAUGAGAGCUGUAAGAAACACUGUGGACACAGGGAGAACGGUUGUUUGCACCAUUCAUCAACCGAGUAUUGAUAUAUUUGAAUCUUUUGAUGAGUUGUUGCUAUUGAAAAGAGGAGGAAAAGUUAUCUAUGCGGGCCCACUAGGCAGGCGUUCUAAAAACAUCAUCCACCACUUUGAGGAAGUUCCUGGGGUUCCAAAGAUCCCUGAAAAAUCCAAUCCAGCAACAUGGAUGUUGGAAGUCAGCUCUGGUGCUGCAGAGAUGCGGCUUGACGUUGACUUUGCUGACUACUACAGUGAAUCGCGUGUCCAACGGAGGAACAAGGCUUUGGUGAAGGAGUUGAGUGUACCUACACCAGGUGUUGAAGAUCUUCACUUUGAAACACAAUAUUCUCAAAAUAUAUGGGGACAAUUCACUUCAUGUUUAUGGAAGAUGUGGUGGAGUUACUGGCGAAAUCCCGAUUAUAACCUUGUUCGUUUCUUCUUCACUUUGCUUUGUGCACUCAUGGUCGGAACUGUAUUCUGGAAAAUCGGAAGCAAAAAGUCCAGCAGCAGUGAUUUGAGCACAACAAUUGGAGCCAUGUACGCAGCUAUAUUUUUUGUUGGCAUUAACAAUUCACAAACAGUGCAGCCAGUUGUUGCAACAGAAAGAACAGUCUUUUAUCGUGAAAGAGCAGCUGGAAUGUACUCCUCAUUACCAUACGCCAUGGCACAAGUUAUUGUUGAGAUACCAUAUGUAUUCCUUCAAACGACAUACUACACUCUCAUAGUGUACUCCAUGGUGUCAUUCGAAUGGACAGUACCCAAAUUCUUCUGGCUCUUUUUCAUCAACUUCUUUUCGUUCCUUUACUUCACAUACUACGGAAUGAUGACUGUUUCCAUUACACCAAACGAGCAUAUUGCAGCCAUAUUCGCAGCUGGUUUCUACCUACUUUUUAAUAUCUUUUCAGGGUUUUAUAUCCCGCAACCUAAAAUUCCUGGAUGGUGGGUGUGGUACUACUGGAUCUGCCCCAUGGCGUGGACUGUGUACGGAUGCAUUGUUUCUCAAUAUCAUGAUGCGGAUAACACAAUUAAGGUGCCUGGAAUGGGAAUUGACCCGGCCCUCACAUCGUAUAUCAAGGACUACUAUGGAUUUGAAUUGGAUUUCAUGGGUCCCGUUGCUGCGGUUUUGAUUGGUUUUUGUGUGUUCUUCGCGUUCCUGUAUGCCACUUUCCUCAGGAAAGCUCUCUUUGAAGGCGAUUUACCCACCCCUCGUCAUAGAAAACGUCUGUUUAUGCCCUCCAUUUCAGUUUUCCCCAAAGGUCUUCGCCUUCAGCGCCUCGCUCCUAAAAGUUUGGUUGGGUCUUCAUUCCGCCACCCGGAUCUUCUCAGUAGUAUUGGGCCGACCCUAGGAAAUUGGGUUGUACCUUCCCAAACAAAUCAGCAGCAACAGCGAGUCAGCGAUAUCAGUGGGCAAGGCCUAUUUCUGGUGGACCAGGACUUCUGGGUAGCAGGCCUGCUGUGGCCCAACAACCUUUUUACUCCAUCCUACAAGACUUGUCAAAGUUUAACAAGAUGUCUCUUAAUGACUUGGUUCUUCCACCUUCGGCUUUGCUCACAAGUGAUUACCCACCUCGCUACCAUUAAAGUUUUACACGAUUUCUCUUAA